AUGGUUUUAGUUUCAAACAAUACAAACUCAUCGAUAAAUAAAUUUGAUCCAAUUGAAGAAAAAAUUCAAUCACUCCAACAACUUCAAAUGGAACUUAAAAAAAUAAAAUUAUUCGAGACAUUAAUUUAUCCAUCAGAACAAACAAUUCAACAAUUAGAACAUCAUUUAUCAACUGAGACAACUAUGAAAAAAAGACUUCUGGAUUUUCAAGGAUUACUUCAACAAUCUCUUCUUACAACUCUUACUAAACGUGAUAGUUUUAGUACAACUCCUGAAGCUUUAUUUAGAACAUUACGUAGAAACAAUAAUUUAUCAAAAGAUGGAAUGCCACCAAGAAAAGUUGGAUAUUUUUCACCAGCAAAUCAAUCUAAUUAUGAGAUCAAAUUAAAAUUUUCAAAAGGUGUUAAUAUUAAUUUAUUUUGUUUGGUUAGUGUUUUAGGUCAAGGUCAUUUUGGAAAAGCCAUAUUACAAGAAUAUAUCCCUCGUUGUGGAGAUUAUUAUGCAGUUUUAGGUCUUUCUAAAGAACGUGUUGGUUACGGUGAAAUUACAAGUACAUUUGAUGAGCAAAUAGGUGUUUUAAUUUAUGAAAUGUUAGUUGGAGUAUCUCCUUUUCCAGGUCAUGAUGAAGAAGUUUUUGAUUCAAUUAUAAAUGAAGAAGGCAAAUUUCUUUCUGUUGAAUCAAUAAAUAAUAUUAUGAAAUAUGUAUGA
Molecule: messenger RNA, 708 nt
Organism: Rotaria sp. Silwood1
Lineage: Eukaryota; Metazoa; Rotifera; Eurotatoria; Philodinida; Philodinidae
Source: the annotation of a GenBank genome assembly